Messenger RNA from Nicotiana tabacum (common tobacco), 2229 nucleotides. The record is from RefSeq and is a predicted model, not a curated record. Lineage: Eukaryota; Viridiplantae; Streptophyta; Magnoliopsida; Solanales; Solanaceae.
GUGGCAACAAAAACCGAAUCAAACAAAAAUGCAGGCAAUGCUAUUCUUUAUGAAUGUGUUGCAACCAUUAUGAGCGUUGAAGAUAAUGGCGGUUUGAGGGUACUUGCUAUUAAUAUUCUGGGAAGAUUUUUGUCCAACCGUGAUAACAAUAUCAGAUAUGUUGCACUGAACAUGUUGAUGAAAGCUCUGGCUGUAGAUAGUCAAGCAGUGCAGAGGCAUCGGGCAACAAUUUUGGAAUGUGUGAAGGAUACCGAUCCAUCGAUUCGUAAAAGAGCCGUUGAACUUGUGUAUCUCUUAGUAAACGAGAGCAAUGUGAAGCCUAUGACGAAGGAGUUAAUUGAAUAUCUAGAAGCAAGUGAUCCGGAGUUUAGGGGAGAUCUCACUGCCAAAAUCUGUUCGAUUGUGGAGAAGUUCUCACCAGAGAAAAUUUGGUACAUCGAUCAGAUGCUUAAGGUUCUCCCUGAGGCUGGAAAUUAUGUGAAGGAUGAGGUGUGGCAUUCUCUGAUUGUGGUGAUAACAAAUGCUUCUAACCUCCAUGGUUAUGCAGUACGGUCGUUAUACAGAGCAGUGCAAGCAGCAGGGGAACAGGAAACUCUCGUUCGAGUUGCGGUUUGGUGCAUUGGAGAAUAUGGUGACAUGUUAGUAAAUAACGCUGGAAGGCUUGAUAUUGAAGAACCACUGACAGUAACAGAAUCUGAUGCAGUGGAUGUUGUGGAGACUUCCAUUAAGAGCCAUUCAUUUGAUCUCACUACUCGGGCGAUGUGUUUGAUUGCUUUGUUAAAGCUGUCGAGUCGCUUUCCAUCUUGUUCACAGCGGAUAAAUGACAUCAUUGUUCAGUACAAAGGCAGCUUUGUGCUUGAACUGCAGCAGAGAGCUAUUGAAUUUAACUCAGUAAUUGAGAGGCAUCAGAAUAUCAGGCCUUCACUUGUUGAAAGAAUGCCAGUUCUUGAUGAAGCAACCUACAGUGGAAGGAAGGCUGGCUCUUUGCCAGCAGCUGGAUCAACAUCUCAAGGAGUAUCAGUUAAUCUUCCAAAUGGAGUUGCCAAGCCUAGUGCUGCCCCUCUUGUUGACUUACUUGAUCUUAGUUCAGAUGAUGUCCCUGCACCUAGUUCUUCUGGUGGAGACUUUCUUCAGGAUCUUCUUGGUGUUGAUCUGGCGCCAGUGUCUUCACAAUCAGGUACAAAUCAGGCUCAAAAGAGUGGCACCGAUGUUUUACUGGAUCUUCUGUCAAUUGGAACACCACCUGCUAAUAGCAGACCAUCUACAACUCAGGUGUCGCCCUCCAAUGUUGACAUUAGAAGUCCGUUGGAUCUAUUAGAUAGAUUGUCUUCACCUUCGGCUCCUUCAGUGCAAGUCUCGCCUACAGCUGGAAGUUCUCCUAUGUUGGAUUUAUUGAAUGGGUUCCCUUCCAGUCCAUCAAUUCCUGUUACAGAAGGCAAUGGUCCAGCGUAUCCAUCAAUAGUUGCAUUUGAUAGUAGCUCGUUAAAAUUAACGUUCAACUUCUCAAAGCAGCCUGGAAACCCUCAUACAACACUUAUUGAAGCUAGUUUUACAAACAAGUCACAAGAAGUUCUCACAAACUUUAUUUUCCAAGCAGCAGUACCAAAGUUUCUUCAACUGCACUUGGAUCCAGCAAGUGGUAAUACGCUACCUGCAAAUGGUAAUGGAUCAAUCACGCAAAAGUUGAAAAUCACAAACAGCCAACAUGGCAAGAAAUCCCUUGUCAUGCGCAUACGGAUAGCUUAUAAGGUGAAUAAUAAAGAUGUAUUAGAGGAAGGCCAAGUCAACAAUUUUCCUCGUGAUUUGUGAGGUUGAAUGGCCCUAGAAGAGGAUGAUUUGCGAGAGCUUACAUUAUUAAUCAGUACGCGGAGGCUUCAGCUCAUUGUUUGUAUUGUUCUGGGAGAUGUAGCAUGUGCUAGUCGGAUUUCAAGUAGCUUCGCUCCUCAAAGUCCUCCUCCUUUCCUUCCUUCAAAGAUAGCCAGUGUACAUUAUGAUCUGAUAAACCCAAGUAUGCCAUUGUGGAAGUCGAAUUUUGCCUUUGAGGCACAUACACAGGAGACCUUGUUGGACUCCUUGUUAAAAGUUUUGAUAUAUGUAAGUCUCAUUUUUUUUCUAGAUUUUUGAGUAAUCACAUUCAAGAAUUGUAAUAUAGGUUGAGUUGGGACCUUGGCUAUAUUUUAGACAUUUCUUUUUUGAGUUAUAUAAAAUGCGUUGUUUUUACUUUAUCCA